AUGAUAAAACUGUUGUUUCUCUUCAGCGAAAGAGUGCGGCGCAUGUUUGAGCACGCCUACGAUGGAUAUUUGCGGCACGGAGUUCCCUACGAUGAAUUAAGACCGUUAUCCUGCGACGGUAUUGAUACGUGGGGUAGCUACUCCUUGACCUUGAUAGACGCCCUGGAUACCCUGGCAGUGAUGGGAAAUUACACGGAAUUUGGUCGAGUCGUGACUUUACUAAGCGACCAGUCGUUCGAUGCGGACAUCAAUGUCUCCGUAUUUGAGACGAACAUCCGCAUCAUCGGUGGUCUGCUCUCUGCCCAUCUGCUGUCGCAACAGGCCGGAGUGGAAUCCUUGGAACUAGGAUGGCCAUGCAGUGGUCCGUUGCUUCGAUUAGCAGAAGAUGUAGCACAACGUUUGCUUCCUGCAUUCGAUACCGCGACUGGAAUGCCGUACGGCACUGUAAAUCUUAGACAUGGUGUGCCCUACGGAGAAACAUCCGUAACAUGUACAGCCGGAAUAGGAACAUUCGUGUUGGAAUUCGGCACACUGAGCCGUCUCACGGGCAACUCAAUCUACGAACACGUGGCGACCAAGGCCAUAAAAGCAUUAUAUGCGCAUCGCUCCCCAAUCGGUCUCUACGGUAAUCAUAUCGACAUUCAGACAGGGCGCUGGACCGGCCAAGAUGCGGGGAUUGGUGCUGGAGUAGAUUCGUACUACGAAUAUCUGGUGAAAGGUUCGAUUUUGCUCGAGAACCCAGCGCUGAUGGCCACCUUUCUUGAGGGCAAAGCUGCAGUUGACCGCUAUUUGAAACGGGACGAUUGGUAA
Anopheles aquasalis is the source of this 810-nucleotide messenger RNA. RefSeq names its product ER degradation-enhancing alpha-mannosidase-like protein 2. The record is from RefSeq and is a predicted model, not a curated record. Gene Ontology annotation, biological process: mannose trimming involved in glycoprotein ERAD pathway; endoplasmic reticulum mannose trimming; carbohydrate metabolic process. Gene Ontology annotation, cellular component: membrane; endoplasmic reticulum. NCBI's taxonomy places the organism in Eukaryota, Metazoa, Arthropoda, Insecta, Diptera, Culicidae. Gene Ontology annotation, molecular function: mannosyl-oligosaccharide 1,2-alpha-mannosidase activity; calcium ion binding.